CUGAAGAAGAUUCCGCCGUACUGGUACCCCUACCAUACGAUGGCCAAAGGGCGGUGGUUAGGGAGGGAAAUCCUCGAGGUUGUCAGUACGGAGUUUAGGGAUCGUAGUAUGGAAUAUUAUAGAUAUGCGCUGGAAUCUGGAGUCACAACUAUCAAUGGUAAGGUUGCCAAACCGGACAUGAUCAUCCGCGACGGUGAUCGAAUAGAAAAUGUCGUUCAUCGGCACGAGCCGCCAGUCACGGCUUCACCUGUCCGAAUUCUGCACCACGACAAAGAGAGAGAGUUUGUGGUGAUAGACAAGCCCGGGAGCAUUCCCGUGCACCCUACAGGGCGAUACUUCAAGCACUCCCUCAUCGAGAUAAUGAAAGACGACUUUGGUUUCGAGAAAGUGUACACCGUCAACCGUCUGGACAGGCUCACCUCAGGCCUCAUGAUCCUGGCUCUAUCCUCUGCCCGCGCGCGGAUCCUGACCGACGAGUUUGUCCAGGGGAAGGUCAGGAAGGAGUACAUAGCGAGAGUGCGCGGGCAAUUCCCCGAGGAGGAAGUGACGUGUGAGCAACCACUACUCUGCGUCGAUCGCCAGAUGGGACUGAACGUCGUGCAUCCGGAAGGAAAGGAAGCUAAGACCAUCUUCAAGCGGCUACAUUACGACGAAAAUACAGAUUCAAGCGUGUUACAUUGUCGACCCCUAACCGGACGAUCCCAUCAAAUUCGAGUGCACCUCCAAUACCUCGGCUACCCGAUCGCCAACGAUCCCAUAUAUAGCGAGGCGAGAAUAUGGGGUCCGAACCUUGGUAAGAACGGGAUCGACACCAUACCCACUGAGGAACGCGCUGCACCUGCGCCGCCUUCGCACCUCACCGGGGCUUUGAGUGUAAACCCGGAAUCCCGGAAGUUGCUCCCGCGCGAGACUGGACAUGACAUCGGGAUGGGCUCUCCUGUUCCGCUUUCUGCGGAAGCUGUCAGAAUUAUCACCCGAUUGCGGAAUAUGAAGGACGAAGACGAAGACUGGAGCCGCUGGCGCGACGUUGUCUUCCUCGCAAAGGGUCGGCUCGCGCCGCAGAAUAUCAUGCAGAGGCCGCUGCCGCCUCCGCACAGGCGAGAACGUGGAGUGAUCGACCCCGAACCGCAGGAUAUCCAUUCGAAGGACGCAUCCCAGCCGGAGACGUACAGCGAAAAGGCGGAACACGUGCGAUUCUGUCCCGAGUGCUACCUUCCUCUGCAUCCGGAUCCCAAGCCCGAAAAGCUGUAUAUCUUCUUGCACGCUCUGAGGUAUACGACCAGUCUGGGGACGUUCGAGACGGAGAUGCCGGAGUGGGCCUCGGAGGGUUGGACGUGGGACCGGUUGUCUUAGAGAAGUCUUAGCUCCCUGUUCUGCCUCUUCGGCAGAUAUGUUGACACUGCCAAUCGUCGAGUGGCC
This is a messenger RNA of Gloeophyllum trabeum ATCC 11539, 1419 nucleotides long. Its product is annotated as pseudouridine synthase. Lineage: Eukaryota; Fungi; Basidiomycota; Agaricomycetes; Gloeophyllales; Gloeophyllaceae. The transcript has 13 exons. The coding region runs from base 40 to 1353 and encodes 437 amino acids. Gene Ontology annotation, biological process: pseudouridine synthesis. Gene Ontology annotation, molecular function: RNA binding; pseudouridine synthase activity. The record is from RefSeq and is a predicted model, not a curated record.